Poecilia latipinna (sailfin molly) is the source of this 2775-nucleotide messenger RNA. RefSeq names its product signal recognition particle 72 (gene srp72). The coding region runs from base 40 to 2046 and encodes 668 amino acids. NCBI's taxonomy places the organism in Eukaryota, Metazoa, Chordata, Actinopteri, Cyprinodontiformes, Poeciliidae. The transcript has 19 exons. Gene Ontology annotation, molecular function: 7S RNA binding; protein binding; ribosome binding. Gene Ontology annotation, cellular component: signal recognition particle, endoplasmic reticulum targeting. Gene Ontology annotation, biological process: SRP-dependent cotranslational protein targeting to membrane. The record is from RefSeq and is a predicted model, not a curated record.
AUUCUACUUCCGCCUACCUUGUCGGUCCAUUCAGCAAAGAUGGCGAGUGGAGGGGUGGCCGUGGCUUCGCUAUGGACCGAAGUGAACCGCUGCGGACAGAGUGGUGACUACACCCGAGCUCUGAAGGCGCUUUCUAAGAUUCUGCAUGAGAACAGGGACGAUGUGACGGCCCUUCACUGUAAGAUUGUUUGUCUUGUUCAGAAUGGGAGCUUCAAGGAGGCGCUGAACGUCAUGAACACUCACACCAAAGUGCUUGGGAGUGACGUUGUAUUUGAGAAGGCGUACUGUGAGUAUCGGCUGAACAGAGUGGAAAGUGCGCUGAAGACCAUUGAAAGUGCUCCUGACCAGACAGACAAGCUGAAGGAACUUUAUGGUCAAGUGCUGUACAGACUGGAGCGCUACGACGAGUGCAAGACCGUCUACACAGACCUGAUCAGGAACUCUCAGGAUGAGUACGAGGAGGAGAGGAAGACCAACCUGGCUGCCGUAGUGGCUGCGAUGAGUCAGUGGGAGAAGGUGCCGAUGGAGGAUCUGGGUCUUUCCGAGUCGACGUAUGAGCUCUGUUACAACACUGCCUGCGCUCUGAUUGGUCAAGGGCAGCUGGCGGAGGCCUUCAACACACUACGGCAAGCAGAAGAACUUUGUAGAGUCUCAUUGGCAGAGGAUUCGGACGUGACUGAAGAAGACAUCGAGUCAGAGCUGGCGGUCAUCCAUUCUCAGAUGGCGUACAUCAUGCAGCUGCAGGGCCGAACAGACGAGGCUUUGCAGCUCUACAACCAGGUCAUCAAGCUCAAGCCCUCUGAUGUCGGGCUUCUGGCUGUGACCGCCAACAACAUCAUCACAAUCAAUAAGGACCAAAACGUGUUCGACUCAAAGAAAAAAGUGAAGCUGACAAACGCAGAAGGUGUAGAAUACAAACUGGCAAAGAAGCAGCUGCAGGCCAUCGAGUUCAACAAAGCGCUGCUGGCCAUGUACACUAAUCAGGCUGACCAGUGCAGGAAACUGUCGUCCAGUCUUCAGUCUCAGAACCCGGGUCACCCUCGACCCGUCCUCAUCCAGGCGGCUCAGCUGUGCAGGGAGAAGCAGCACAGCAAGGCGGUGGAGCUCCUGCAGCAAUUCUCUGAGCAAAACCCAGAAAGCGCAUCUGGCAUUAAACUAACAAUGGCACAACUGUAUUUAGUACAAGGUCACGUUACAAAAGCCUGUGACGUCCUCAGAUCCAUUGAAGAGUUCAAGCACAAAGCAGGAAUGGUUUCAGCUCUGGUAACCAUGUACUCCCAUGAAGAGGAUAUCGACGGCGCUAUCGACGUUUUCAAGCAAGCUAUAGAGUAUUACCAAGCUGAACAGCCCGGAUCUGCUGCACAUCUGGCUCUGGUGCGAGAAGCUGCAAACUUCAAACUGAAGCACGGACGUAAAAAAGAAGCCAUCAGUGACCUGGAGCAACUGUGGAAACAAAACACAAACGACGUUCACACACUGGCACAACUUAUCUCUGCUUAUUCUCUGGUGGACACGGAUAAAGCCAAAUCGCUGAGCAAGCACCUGCCGUCUGCAGACACCAUGUCCUUCAACGUGGACGUGGACGAACUGGAGAACUCUCACGGCGCCACUUAUGUCAGGAAAAAAGCCGGCAAAGUGGUCGGAGAAAACCUUCCAAAGGAAAUUGGCCAAGGCGAGGUCAAAAAGAAGAAGAAAAAGAAGAAAGGCAAACUUCCUAAGAAUUACGAUCCCAAAGCGACGCCAGACCCGGAGAGGUGGCUUCCAAUGAGGGAGCGCUCCUACUACAGAGGCAAGAAGAAGGGGAAGAAGAAGGAGGCGAUAGGAAAAGGCACACAGGGAGCGACGGCAGCAGCUUCAGCCGAGCUUGACGCCAGUAAAACCGCCACCAGCCCCCCGACGUCUCCCAGACCUGGGUCGGUGACCGGCUCGUCCACAGCGCCCAGCGGCAGCGGCGUGGUCCCUCCACGACAGCAGAAACCUUCAUCUGGAGCCACACGCAAAAAGGCACCACAGAAGAAGAAGAAGGGCGGCAAAGGAGGCUGGUAGUGAUGUUUAUGAACAACAGAGAUACGUCUGGAGGUUUUCAUUUCAAGUUAUUUAGUUUUUUCCCCCCUCUCUUCUGGUAAUUUAUCCAGAUGUGCAACCAAAACGUGCUCUUUGCUCUCUUGCAGCUGUAUCUUAUUUUGAUGAUAGAUGAUGAAAUUACAGUGAGUAAUUAAAGGACACUCAAUAAAAAUGCUUUUUAUUGUUUGGAAACAGUGUUUAUGCUUUUGUUUAGCUCAGAACAAGAAAACUACAAACAGCUGAACUGUAUAUUUGAAUCGACUGUGCAAUGAAUGGUAUUUUUCUAACCCUGUAAGAAAAACUAACUGUAUUUUACAGCUUCAGAAAAAGUCAGAAUGGACCUUAACUGUCACUUUGAUAACCUUGACAUUGUUUGCUGUUUAUUUUUUCUUUUUAAACUAUUACUAAGAGCCAUUUUAUGACCUGCGCUGUCUGGAAGCUCAAAGAAACAGAUUUAUUUCCACACAAUAAGCUGUGGUUUUUAUUUCACUGCUAUCCUUAGGGAUUUCACACACGCACACACACACUUACACCUUUGUUUCUUCAUAUAUCUCUUCAAUUUCAGUCUGCUGCAGGGAAGCAUGUUUUUUUUUUUUUUUUUUAAGUGUUGCAGUGGAUAAUAACUUAUGAUUCACUUGCAUGCUAAAAUACGACUAUUUUGGCCCAACAGGCGUCCAUUUUGUUAAGUCUUAAUAAAUCUCUGAACGACGA